Molecule: messenger RNA, 1415 nt
Organism: Micropterus salmoides (largemouth bass)
Lineage: Eukaryota; Metazoa; Chordata; Actinopteri; Centrarchiformes; Centrarchidae
Product: butyrophilin subfamily 1 member A1-like
Exons: 4
Coding region: 105-851 (248 amino acids)
Source: RefSeq, a predicted model, not a curated record
CAGGAGACAGUUUUCUCCUCCGCACUUCACUUCAUCAGACACUCUGGACGCUCAUCUGUGAGGCAGUGAGAUGACAGGACAUUUUACUCUGCAUUGACCUGAAUAUGGAAGGAAUACUUCUAAAGAUUAUUUUACUGUUUGCGGUAACUGUCACCGGAGAGCCUCCUGCCAUGUACCAGGCUCAGCCGAUAAAGGCAGCAGAAGGUGAUGAUGUGACUCUUCAGUGUCGUCUGGAUCCUCCCGUCAACCUGUCUGCUUUCACUGUGGACUGGACGAGACUUGACAACAAGGAUAUCGUCCACGUCUAUCGACAUCAACAGGACGAUCCUGAUCCACAGACGGAUCAAUACAGAGGCAGGACGACUCUCCUCCAUGAAGACCUGAUCAGAGGAGUCCUGACUCUGCACAUCUCCUCAGUGAAGCUGUCUGACAGAGGACUUUACAAAGGCUUUGUCCCAAAGCUGAAGACCAGCUGUGUUGUUGACCUCAUUGUUGAAACGGUGGGAAAAGACCAGCAGAACGAGACAAAGAGAGAUGAUUCCAGCACAACUGGAUCUCCAGAGGAAGAAGAGACCGAGCCAGACGGUCGUGGUGGUGGAAACAAGAUCGCUGGUCGUGCUGGGAUCAUUUCCUCCGUCAUUCUCUGCGUUGUUGUUGUUGUUCUGCUUCUGAGGAAGAACGGAACGAUCCGUAAGUUACAACAUUUCAUAUCAAUGGUGUUUCAGGGUUUAACACAACAAACACAAAAUAACCGAUCAAGGCAGCUGGAGACAAGGGAGGAAAAAUUUAAAUUUUUCUCAAGGGGGUCUGGUUGCUUUGACGAGAGCGAUAUAGUGACUGUUUCUAGUUAACCGAAAACUGUCUAUCUCUUUAGGUGCACUGUGUUCUAAUUGGCUUUUUGCUAUGAUUGCAGCUUAAAACCACAUUUAUUCAGGCUGAGAUGUGAAAGGUGUAUUUAUUUCCUCUGCAGUUAACAUCUUCUUCCUUUAACAAGUGUCACAAACUGCUUUUCUUUCUCUCCGAGUGUAUGAGGACGCUCGGAGGAAGGAGGGAGCAAAAACCAGAGACAAACAAAAUAUGAAUAAAAAACCAAAGUUUUCAAAUAUUCAGGUCAAAUAUUUAUACAGGAGAACAUCAAUCAACUUCUAUACAUCGAUAAAAUAAACAGUCCAGACUCCUGGGCCCAAAUAUGCAAAAUAAUAUUCUACCUGUGAAACAUUAGCAUCAGUUGACAUUGUCAUUGUAAGUGUGUUAGCAUGCUGUUAGCAUUUAAUGUUGGGUGUUCCUAAUAAACUGGCAACUGUGUAGAGUGUAGAAGCCCUCUUGCUCCAGAGCAGCGUUCAGUUUUUAUUCUCCAUUUAUCUGGAACAAACUCCCAGAAAACUGCAGGUCUGCCUAAACUCUCAGUUCUUUUA